AUGCCCGUCACGUCUGACUCGACAGACACGCUCGACGACAUCAAGCGCGACUCGAUCGCGUACGCCACCAUCUAUGGCAUCCUCUUUCUCCUGGUUGCGUACCGUGUCAUCAGGGACAAGGUGCACACCCUUGUCGCAUACCAUGCCUUUAUGUUGCUGGCGCUGAUUCGCGUCGGCGCCUUUGUGGCCCAGUACGAGCUGGCCAACCACUGGUCCGACGACGGGCCCCACGCAGUCCGCGCCGCCUCGACGGCCCGCGACGUCCUCAAGGCCUUCGGCACCUUCUUCCUCGUUGAAGGGGUCACCGAGCUCGUGCCAUUACUCACACCCGCCCCUUCCAGGUUCGCUGUGCUGCGCUCGUACAGCGUCACGGGCCUCUCGCAGACCCGCUUCGUAGUGUACCACCUUCGCCACUUCAUCCUUGCCGGAACGCUCGGCAUCGGCGUCGCCGGCGCCGUGCAGCGCAACGACGCAAUCUUCACCGGGAACGCGGACGACUGGCAGCAGGGCAAGGCGCUCCUCCUCGCCGCCGGCGGCAUCUGGCUCGGCGUGGCGGUGCUCACGCUCGUCGGCGCGAUCGCCAUCGCUGCCCUGCCCGCCGAAGAGCACGCGCCGAGCAAGGCUGGCCCAGCUGCCAUCCUGAGCCUCUUCUCGGCCCUCACGAUCCUCGCCGCCGUCGGCGCCGUGUGGGCGCCCAUUGGGGCCAAGGUGUGGGCCAACACGUCGGCAGGUACUGGCGUAUUCAUCAUCCUCCCCGACCUAGCCGUGCUGUUCGGCGCGUUCCUGUGGCGCGUGGACGAGUUCCUGCAUAUCACGUCCGUGUUCGGCGUGCGCCGUGACACCGAGACUGGUGGGGAGCCUACGCACCACGCGAGCGCGGACGACGACAAGGGCGAGGCUGAGCGCAGCGCGGAGAAGCGCGCCGUUGAGCUCCAUGACGAGAUCAAGGCUGAGCGUGGGCACGAGGUGACGGCCGACGACUCGGAGUCCUCGGCCCCCUCGGCCCCUGCGGACGACUACAUCCACGUCCGUAAGCGCUUCGGCCUCAAGGCCGUGCUGCACCGCAAGAGCGACCAGACGGUCGACGCGGUUGACGAUGCGGCUGCCACCGCCGCUCAUUUUAAUGGUAACAUGAUUGCUUCUUUUCUUCCGAAGCACUGA
This is a messenger RNA of Vanrija pseudolonga, 1161 nucleotides long. RefSeq lists its product as uncharacterized. NCBI's taxonomy places the organism in Eukaryota, Fungi, Basidiomycota, Tremellomycetes, Trichosporonales, Trichosporonaceae. Bases 1 to 1161 code for a protein of 386 amino acids. The transcript has 3 exons. The record is from RefSeq and is a predicted model, not a curated record.